AUGGCCAAGGUGACAGUUGAUAUAAGUCAAGAUAAUCAUCCAAAUUAUAUAUACUAUUCCAAAAGAUUGAGUGACGGCUGGAUAUUUGGAAGAAAAGAUAAUAGUGAUGUACAAUUCGCUUCAUUUCGUGAUAAUUAUAUGCCAUUAUUUUUUGCUUUAACAACAUAUAUUUUAACUAGUUAUUUAUACAAAAGAUUUUCUGCAUCAUCUUCAUCAGCAAAACCUCCAUCACAAUUUUUAUCCAGAAUCUAUUUCUCUCUAACAUUUUCAUUGAUAUUUCUUUAUGUACUAUUUGGUAAUAGUCUUAUUAAGAUAUUAAUUAUAUUAACUUUAAGUUACCUGAUAUCAAUGAUUUUUAAAGGUUCAAAAUUAAAUCCUGUGAUAACUUGGAUAUUUAAUUUAACAAUAUUAUUUUUAAACGAAAAUUAUGAUGGUUAUAGAUUCGAAAUGUUGGAUGAAAGACUUGGAUUUUUAGAUUUAAAUAAAGGUUUAUUACCGAGAUGGAAUAUUACAUUUAAUUUUUCGAUGUUAAGAAUUAUAUCUUAUAAUAUGGAUUAUUAUUGGUCAUUUCAUUCUUCUAAUGAUACAAGAGAGAAAAUUGAUAAAAAUAGUUCAUUAUUAUCAGAUAAAAGUAGAAUCAUAAAUCCUUGCUUCAAAGAAGAUUACAACUAUAUUUAUUAUUUAUCGUAUAUAUUAUACACACCUUUAUAUCUUGCUGGACCUGUUAUUACUUAUAAUGAUUUUGUUUCUCAAUUUAGAUAUCCAAAGGAGCAAAAUUUUAAAUCUAUAAUAUCAUAUGGAUUAAGAUUAUUUUCAGCCAUUAUUUUGAUGGAAUUUAUGUUGCAUUAUAUGUAUGUAGUAGCAAUAAGUAAGUCUGGUGUAUAUGAGGGCUAUACUCCAUUUGAAUUAGCCAUGAUUGGAGCAUUCAAUUUAAAAUUGAUUUGGUUAAAGCUUUUGAUUAUUUGGAGAUUCUUCAGAUUUUGGGCAAUGGUGGAUGGUAUUGACACGCAAGAAAAUAUGUUGAGAUGUAUGUUUAAUAAUUAUUCUACUCAGGGAUUUUGGCGUAGUUGGCACAGAAGUUAUUAUCGUUGGAUUAUUAGAUAUAUUUAUAUACCACUUGGGGGAACUAAAUAUGCUAUAUAUAAUAUAUUAGUGGUGUUCACAUUUGUAGCAAUAUGGCAUGAUAUCACUUUAUCGUUAUUAGCAUGGGGUUGGCUAAUUUGGUUAUUUAUUUUACCUGAAGCUAUUGCUGCAAAAGUAUUUUCAGGCAAAGGGUGGACAAAUUGGCAAUAUUUUAGACAUUUAUGUGCUAUUGGAUGUGUACUAAAUUUAUUAACCAUGUGGGCAGCAAAUUUAGUUGGAUUUGCUGUUGGUUUAGAUGGAAUGAAAUUUUUAUUAUCAGAGAUAUUUCUUACAACGGAUGGUUUAAUAGCACUUGGAUUAAGUUGUAUUGCAAUUUUUUGUGCCGUCCAAAUAAUGUUUGAAGUUAGAGAAGAGGAAAAAAGAAAAGGAAUAAAUUCUGAUAUUACUGAGCAAAGCUAA
Messenger RNA from Entrophospora candida, 1542 nucleotides. The record is from the annotation of a GenBank genome assembly. NCBI's taxonomy places the organism in Eukaryota, Fungi, Glomeromycota, Glomeromycetes, Entrophosporales, Entrophosporaceae.